CAGCAAAGUUUACUAAGCGGUUUGUUUCACUUCCAAAGAGAGUGAGCGUGUAGAGAGAGCGAGAGACAUGGCAUUGAGAACAGCCGUACUUCGCCAUGUUCGAAUACCCGUUCAAACCCUAACCCUAAACGGAUCCAAACAACAGCUAUGGAGUCUACGGUUCAUGUCAUCGCACGAUGAUCAUAUUACCAAAGCAGAAGUUAUUGAGAGAGUCCUCUCUGUGGUCAAGAGCUUCCCCAAAGUCGAUCCUGCCGAGGUGACUCCUGAAGUACAUUUCCAGAAGGAUUUGGGCCUGGAUAGCUUGGACAAUGUGGAGAUUGUAAUGGCCUUAGAAGAGGAGUUUAAGCUGGAAAUUCCUGACAAGGAAGCUGAUAAGAUUGAUUCAUGUAAUCUCGCAAUUGAAUACAUCUCUAACCAUCCAAUGGCUAGCUAAUUUGAGUAGUGAGGUUUCACUCUUUGAAUUUCCUUUUGAGUAAGAAAUUAUCAUCCUCUAUCCUCAUUUGGAUUGACUUUUUGGGUGCUUGUAUGGGUUCGAUCCCUGUAAUGAAGUUGGAAAAUAAUCGAAAUCUGUCUGAUAAAGAAUACAAUUUGCAGAACUUGUAUCUCACGACUUUGUUAUUUUAUGCUGUUAACAUUUUUUAUCCUUGGAUUUGCAAUGAUUUGCUUGGGUGACAUUCGAGAUGCUUACUUGUUUUUGUGUUGAUUUAUAAUUAUGGUUUUGGCAUGUAGAGUUGCA
This is a messenger RNA of Pistacia vera, 736 nucleotides long. Its product is annotated as acyl carrier protein 1, mitochondrial. Gene Ontology annotation, molecular function: acyl carrier activity; acyl binding. The record is from RefSeq and is a predicted model, not a curated record. Bases 68 to 433 code for a protein of 121 amino acids. Gene Ontology annotation, cellular component: mitochondrion. Gene Ontology annotation, biological process: fatty acid biosynthetic process. The transcript is spliced from 2 exons. NCBI's taxonomy places the organism in Eukaryota, Viridiplantae, Streptophyta, Magnoliopsida, Sapindales, Anacardiaceae.